Molecule: messenger RNA, 1176 nt
Organism: Selaginella moellendorffii
Lineage: Eukaryota; Viridiplantae; Streptophyta; Lycopodiopsida; Selaginellales; Selaginellaceae
Product: nucleoside diphosphate kinase homolog 5-like
Exons: 5
Coding region: 13-1101 (362 amino acids)
Source: RefSeq, a predicted model, not a curated record
UAAGCGUUAGCUAUGGCGGAGGAGGAAUCGGCAGCAGCAACAGCGGCGAUCGUCGAGGAAGAAGAAGGAGCGCCGACGAGGCUGUGGGUAUCGGUGAACAAUCUCUCGCAGAAGAAGCCCGUGACCUUGUUCGUGGAGGAUGUGGACAAGACGCGAGGGGCGACGUCCGGGGAGAACGCCGCCGUCGCCAGUACCGUAUCGGAUCUGGUAACGGAGACGAUCAAGGCGGAGAUUCUCUACCAGCAAGAUCAGGCCAAGGUCGCCGUGGAAUCCGUGGACAGCGUAGUGGAUGAAGCGAUCAGGACGGAGCUCCAGCACAAGGCGCAAGCAACGACGCACGACAAAGUCCCUUACACUGAGCUCACCCUGGCGCUCAUCAAGCCCGACGCGCUCAAGGCCGGCUACGAGAGAGAGAUCCGGUACACGAUGCAGGCUCACGGAUUCGUCAUCGUUCACGAGUCUCAGAUCCAGGUAAUGCUUUCUCUCGGUUUCGCAAUUUCAUCUCCCAGGGAUGGAUUUUUGCUCGCUGCGUUCUUUGUUCUUCCACGAAGAUUGAUGAUAAACAGGAUUCCAGCUUUGUGGAUGCAGUUCACGAAAGUCCGGGCUGCGCUCUUCUAUGAUCACCACCAGGACAAGCCGUGGUUUGAGAAGCUGACGCGCUACAUGAGCAGCGCUCCGGUUCACGCUUUUGUCUUGGGCAAAGUCCGAGCAGCGAGAUCGUGGAAUGUAGCAAUCGGUCCCACGGAUCCAGAGCAAGCUCGGAAAGAAUCGCCUCUAAGCUUGCGAGCACGCUUUGGAAAGGACAUACUUCGCAAUGCUGUUCAUGGCAGCUUCAACGCUGCUCGAGCAAGACACGAGAUCAAACUUCUCUUCCCCAACUUGAUUUUGGACCCUCUUCUCGAUCCACCCAAGGCUCGCUUCUACUUUGACAAGUUCCUCAAGAAGACUUUGAUCGAGGGGCUGACUGCUCUUGCCACGGCCAAGCCACAUUCGGAGCCACUCCAAGUGAUCAGAUGGUUUGCGCAGUGGCUGCAACACCACAAUCCAUACAGGCCUUUCGUUGACGGCAAGAAACACGUCGAAGUGGUCAUUCCAGACUAGAAACUCUGCGAGAGCAGCGCAUCACGUAAGCCUCUCAGUUUGUUCUUGCUUUCUUAACCAGAUGAAGCUCGACUC